Hippoglossus stenolepis (Pacific halibut) is the source of this 6954-nucleotide messenger RNA. RefSeq names its product ADAM metallopeptidase with thrombospondin type 1 motif, 3 (gene adamts3). Bases 363 to 3866 code for a protein of 1167 amino acids. Lineage: Eukaryota; Metazoa; Chordata; Actinopteri; Pleuronectiformes; Pleuronectidae. Gene Ontology annotation, cellular component: extracellular matrix. The transcript has 22 exons. Gene Ontology annotation, molecular function: metalloendopeptidase activity. Gene Ontology annotation, biological process: proteolysis; extracellular matrix organization. The record is from RefSeq and is a predicted model, not a curated record.
GGCAGGCUGACGUCACACAGGGUUGGCCUUGUCGUUUAUUAGACAGAGGAGUCAAAGUGCCAGAGCUUCACACUGUAGCUCUGUCCAGAGGCAGAGGGGAUGUCCUACUGACUCGGCCCCAGCAGCAGCAGCUCUCUGACCCAACCAGACAAAACACUGAGUGACAACAGUGUGCUUCACCUCACCUCCAACCAGACGACUUUGUUUUUUAACUUUUUGAAACUUUGACGCGCCGCCUCCACGUCCGCGUGAAGUUUUGAAUGAGCCGGGUAACGCGCGCGCCCUCACCCUCCACUUCGUUCUCCUCUUCCUUCUGACCUGUGACGUCGGGACAAAGUUCGUCUGUCCCGUUAAGACUCGUGAUGGCUGCGCUGUCACUCGCGCUGCUGCUCGUGGGACUCGUCGUCCGGACUUCAGCUGACAAGGCUGGUGAAGCUGACCGAGAGGACCAGUGGAGGAGCCGCCUGAAGGAGUACGGCCUGGUCACUCCCUUCAGCACCGACUCCCACGGACACUACCUGUCACACCUGCUGUCGGCCUCUCACAAGCAGCGUGUCAAGAGGGAGGCGUUUCCCUCCGCUGAACCCGAACAGAAACUUUUCUUCAACAUCACCGCCUUCGGGAAGGAGUUCCACCUCCGCCUGCGCCCCAACAACCGGCUGGUGGCCCCCGGCGCGAUGGUGGAGUGGCACGACCACACUCAAGCAACCGGGAAUAUCAGCGCAGGUGACGGUGCCAACAACACCGACGCCAGCAGCGGGACGGAGAGGAUACUGCGACGCGAGCUGCUGAAGACGGACUGCACCUUUAUUGGAGACAUCUCAGACGUUCCCGGAGCCUCGGUUGCCAUUAACAACUGCGACGGACUGGCUGGGAUGAUCCGCACCGACUCCGAUGAGUACUUCAUCGAGCCUCUGGAGAGAGGAACUCAGGAGCUGGAGGACCGAGGCAGGGUCCACGUGGUUUACCGCAGAUCGGCCGUGCUGCAGGGGCCCUCGGACAUUUCUCUGGACUACCAGCUGCAAGAACCACAGCUGGAUGUACCCGGGACGCUCGACUCUGUGGCCCAGCAGGUCAACGCCACCAUCAGCCGCCGCCGCCGCCGCCGAGACGCCGGAGAGGACGACUACAACAUCGAAAUCCUGCUGGGGGUCGACGACUCGGUGGUUCGAUUCCACGGCAAGGAGCAUGUGCAGAACUACCUGCUCACCCUCAUGAACAUAGUGAACGAGAUUUACCACGACGAGUCGCUGGGCGUCCACAUCAACGUGGUCCUGGUGAGGAUGAUCAUGCUGGGCUACGCCAAGUCCAUCAGCCUCAUUGAAAGAGGCAACCCAUCCCGGAGCCUGGAGAACGUGUGCCGCUGGGCGUUUGUGCAGCAGAAAGGCGACUCUGAUCACGCCGAACACCACGACCACGCAAUUUUCCUCACUCGCCAAGGCUUCGGCCCCACGGGGAUGCAGGGUUACGCUCCAGUCACUGGAAUGUGCCACCCUGUCCGGAGCUGCACCCUCAACCACGAAGACGGCUUCUCCUCUGCCUUCGUCGUGGCUCACGAGACGGGACAUGUGUUGGGCAUGGAGCACGACGGCCAAGGAAACCGCUGCGGGGAUGAAACCACGAUGGGCAGCGUGAUGGCUCCACUGGUGCAGGCGGCCUUCCAUCGAUACCACUGGUCCAUGUGCAGCGGGCAGGAGCUGAAGCGAUACAUCCACACGUACGACUGUCUCCUGGACGACCCCUUCAAACACGACUGGCCACAACUCCCCGAACUCCCCGGCAUCAACUACUCGAUGGACGAGCAGUGUCGCUUCGACUUCGGAGUGGGCUACAAGAUCUGCACCUCGUUCCGCACAUUCGACCCGUGUAAACAGCUGUGGUGCAGUCACCCGGACAACCCGUACUUCUGCAAAACCAAGAAGGGCCCGCCGCUCGACGGGACGGAGUGCAACCCCGGGAAAUGGUGCUACAAAGGUCACUGCAUGUGGAAGAACCCGAAUCAGGUCAAGCAGGACGGGGCCUGGGUCUCCUGGAGCAAGUAUGGCUCCUGCUCGCGCUCCUGCGGCACCGGCGUUCGCUUCCGGACGCGUCUCUGCACCAACCCAGCGCCGUCCAACGGGGGCCAGGACUGUCCCGGGGUGAACUACGAGUAUCAGCUGUGCAACAGCGACGACUGCCCCAAGCACUUCGAGGACUUCCGGGCUCAGCAGUGCCAGCUCCGCAACUCCCACUUCGAGUUCCAGAGCGCCAAGCACCACUGGCUGCCCUACGAGCACCCGGACGCCAACAAGCGGUGCCACUUGUACUGUCAGUCCAAGGAGAGCUCGGACGUGGCGUACAUGAAGCAGCUGGUGCAUGAUGGGACACGCUGCUCCUACAAGGAUGCCUACAGUAUCUGUGUGCGUGGAGAAUGUGUGAAAGUCGGCUGCGACAGAGAAAUUGGCUCAAUCAAGGUCGAGGACAAAUGCGGCGUUUGUGGUGGAGACAACUCCCACUGCCGCACGGUCAAAGGAUCGUUCACCAGGACGCCGAAGAAAGCCGGCUACCUUAAGAUGUUUCUCAUUCCUCCUGGAGCUAGACAUGUGAUCAUCCAAGAAAGUGAGGCCUCCCCUCAAAUUCUUGCCAUCAAGAACCAGGCGACGGGGCACUACAUCCUCAACGGGAAAGGAGAGGAUGUGAAGUCCAGGAGCUUCAUCGACCUGGGGGUGGAGUGGCAUUACAUCAUCGAGGAGGACGUGGAGACCCUGCACACCGACGGACCUCUGCACGACCCCGUGGUGGUUCUGAUAAUACCGAGGGACAAUGAAACGCGCUCCACUCUAAUGUACAAGUACAUCAUCCACGAGGACUCGGUGCCUGUUAACACCAACAACGUGAUCCAGGAGGAGACGUACGAGUGGGCCCUGAAGAGCUGGUCUCCGUGCUCCAAGCCCUGUGCCGGAGGUUUUCAGUACACCAAGUACGGGUGUCGGAAGAAAGGCGACACCAAGAUGGUCCAUCGAGGCUACUGCGACGCCAACAAGAAGCCCAAGCCCAUCCGCAGGAUGUGUAACCUCCAGGACUGCACGCAGCCGCAGUGGAACUCAGACGACUGGGAGUAUUGUACCAAAACCUGCAGCAGCCUGGGUUUUCAGAUCCGGACCGUCCGCUGCGUGCAGCUGCUCCACGACAGCACCAACCGCUCAGUGCACAGCAAAUACUGCAGCGGCGAGAAGCCCGAGAGCCGGAGGCCGUGCAACCGGGUCCCGUGUCCGGCGCAGUGGAGGAGCGGCGCCUGGUCUGAGUGCUCCGUGACCUGUGGCGAGGGGAUGGAGAGGCGUCUGGUCACCUGCCGGAUCGGAGACCAGUGCAACGGAGAGAAGCCUGAGAACGUGAGAUCCUGCAGACCUGGACCCUGUCACGAUGAGCCGUGUAAUGGGGACAAGUCCAUCUUCUGCCAGAUGGAGGUCCUGGCACGCUACUGCUCGAUUCCGGGCUACAACAAGCUGUGCUGCGACUCCUGCAGCAGGCGCAGCGGAUCCCUGACCAUGUCGACAGAGACGGAGGAGCACGUCCGCUUCGGAUCGGCCUCCCAGCUGCUGGAGACGUUGACAGCGUCAGUCGCAGCCAACGCCACUCGCAGCGGGAAACAGGGCAAAGGAUCCGUCACGUCUGCUGCGAAACACACCACCACCCCUGCUCCGCUCAAGAAACCCCCGUCAAAGAUCACCACGGCGCUGAGACGGGCCCCGCGACACAUGGCCCUCACCGGCAGGAAGCUGGCCGCCAUGGCGCCCUCUCCCCUGGCAGAUCUCGGCGAGGGUCAAAGGUUGAGCAGCUCCACAGAUCGCCGGUGGCCAACAGCGUAUUCUGAAGUGGAGAGAUGAAAGUGACACCUUCCCCUCAGGACUCCUUAUGCACAGAAGAUCCUCCGGCUCCAUCCUGAGUCUUCUCAAGCCAAAAACACCACAGAGAAAAGUGCUGGUUCACUUUGUUAACAGUUUUCCAUUUCUGCCCCCGAACCCCUGAGCUCCCACAGGGUUCGAACCAAAGCUGGUGUGUCACUUCGCCCUCACGCUAAAUAUUUAGAUCAUUUCAGGUGAAGGGGCACGAGGACUGGAGGGAAUUUUCCGCUGUGUCAGAUGAAAAACUGAAGGAGAAAGCAGGGAAACAAAAUAACCAAAGGACAGUUUAAUAUUCACAAGACGCCUGAAUCUGCUACAAACUCUCUCACACGUUAUAUCAUAAUGAAAAUCUUAAUUCCGGUCAGACUCUCGACGAGUGAUGAAGAUUUCCUUCAUGACACCUUUUAAUGUCACUCUCUGAUUGGCCUCUUCUCUGGUCUUGUCGUUUUAUAAAUUGAAGCCCCCCCGGGUGUCGGUGCAGAUUCACUUUUUGGAAAAUGACUCGACCACAAAAAAGAAAAUCCAGGACAGAAAUAGACUCGGGAACCAGAGCGUGAAGUGUCGCACUUGUCUUCUUGUAAAAACGAAUCCCAACACAACAUUAAUUCUUACGUUCGACAGGUUCUUAAGCUAAAUCCCACAUUUAGAGCUUUUUAAUAACACCCUGCACACUUUGUCUAAAGUGAUGAAUUCCCUCUGUGGAUCACAACCCGGGAGACGAAGACAGGAUUUGCAUCGCUGUGAUUUCUCUUCUCAAAGAUCCAGAACAAAUCAUCUGAUACAGCUGAAAAUCCCCUUUCACUCUAAUGCAACAGCCAUUUUCUUGCCAAAAUACACAGAUCCAGUCGUUGCUGUGGUCGCUGCACAUCCAGAGUCAGACGUCAGAAUGCACCAGUGAAGACCAGUAGGACAAUGGCUUUAGUUGUAUAGUUGUUUUUAUAUCCAGCGAUGUCUGUUGAGUGGCACUCUUUAUGUUCUAUGGAAAUGGGUAUUUAUAAAGGUUCCUGUAAAUACUGUACAUGAAAAUAUCAGUAUUAUUUAAAAAAAAAAAAAGAAGCUAAGGAUACUUUCAAACACCCGUUUUUUUUUUUAAAUCAAGAAUAACAGAAAUUCUUCUGAAUGUUUCAGCAGCAAAACGAUGAAUGAAUCGAAUCUGCUGUUUGACUGAAUAUUUAAAACAUUUUGGGAAAUAUUCUCUUUAACUAACGAAGAGUCAGAGCAGAAGAUCGAAUCCACUCGUGUGGGCAAACUAAAUAUGAAGCUAAAGACUAGAUCAGCAUAAAGACGACGACUGAAGUUUGAUGCCUCUUGUUUUACUUAUUAGUAAAAAAACUCCAAAGAUUGUAGCUUCACAUUCAGAAUAUCAACAUGAGGGUUUCAGAACACGUGGAACUUUUCCUUUUCGAAGCUUCCGAUGAGCCUUCGCCUCGUUUCGACCGGAGGAGUUCGGUGCUUCAGUCGUCGACCUGCUUCUCGCUGAGAGGGUCUGAAGCUGUCGAGUUAAAGAAGGGAACUACGUUAGGGAACUGUUCUCAAUGCUAUAUGUUUCUUACAGUAGACUCUUGUUCAGCUGAGAAUUUACCCAUUCAUCUAACGUGUGCUUCUCUUUCACAUGAUGUGACCUGGAAACACACACACACACAUCCCUGAAAUGGGAUUUUCUACAGCGACACAUUCAAACACACAAUAAAGCUGCAUUAAGCCAUUUUUGACCACUAAGGAAACAGACCUGAAAGCAUCUGCUUGUUUCCUGCUCAGAGGAAACAAGCACUUCCCACUAUUUCACAUCUCUGUCAGAUACUUGUUUCACUUUUAGCUCCGGAGUUGGUCUCCACCAGCUGCUCGGAAGAAUCUGCGGCUUUUCAGCUGCUGGAUUUUUCCACCGUUUUUUUCACCAGUUACCUGUUCUAUGUUAUAAUAAUGUUAAAAGCCGUGUGGAUCUGCAGAGGUGGAUUGUUUAACUCCGGGGUUCAGACAUUUUCACAUCACACACCUAUUUAAAUAAUUUAUACAUCAAAAAUCUGCUUAAUGGAGCUUUGGGCCUGUUCCAGUCCUCAGGCUGAACAAGGCUCUGUUGUACGUUUUGUGUUUUCCGGGACAAGAAGCUGGACUUUCAAGACUUUUUACUGUAUGUGGAACGUUGUUUUUCUUCAAAGUAUUUACUGAAUGGCUUUUUUUAAUGGUGAAAGGUUCCGAAGAGAAAAGCUAUUUAUUUAAAGGAUUUCCUCACAACCACCAUGCAUCUGACUGCAAUAGCAAAACAAAACACAGAUUUGUGUUUUCAGAAAUAGUUUCGCAACUACUCACACUCACUCCUGUGUGCCAAUGUAUAGUACAUGUAUAUAGCAUUGAGUACAUGAAUAUUUAUUGAAAGUGAAAAGGUCCUGCUUUGUUUUUACAGCAUGUGAGGAACUGAUCAAUAAGCUGCAGCCGAUGAACCAUUGAAACCUGAUCGACUUGUUUUUCAUCCACACUUUCUCAUUUUAACUGGAUUUCUUUUUUUUUAAAUAAAACACGCGAUAGACUAGAUGACAUUGUUUUUUCUGCAAAGAAUUAGAUGUAAAUUUACAAGCUCAACGUUGAGAUGUUUUUGUCAGAAAGCUGUUUUCUCACAGCUGUUUCGUAGGAAGAAGUGAACGCAGCUGUCGCAUCGCAGCGACACGUACCGAGACGAGUGCUUUAUUAUAACCAGUAAAACAUAACUAGUGUAGAAGCAGUGAAGUUGUUUUUUAUGCUGUGUGUAGUUUUUCUAACCGUUGGACAUUUCCCCUCCCCAGUUUCACGUCCGUUACUCGCUGCCUCUGCAACGUGCCGACGUCGUAGAGCGCUUGUGCGGAGACGUAGGAUCGUUGUAGGUGUUUCAUUGACAAUCCCUGAGCCUCAGACAGAUAUUACUGCAUAGGAUUCUCCAUGUACUGUACCGAUACCCCCUGUACUGCCCAUGUAACCCGACUGUCACACACUCUCUGCUCUAUCUGCUUUUCCAUGUAUUUGUGUAGAUUGAAGUGUACACUACUGAUACUGUUUGUUGUAAUGGGGAGCACAUAGCAAUAAAAGAUAUGAUCAACUA